Messenger RNA from Colletotrichum destructivum, 1676 nucleotides. Its product is annotated as Putative alpha/Beta hydrolase. Gene Ontology annotation, molecular function: palmitoyl-(protein) hydrolase activity. The record is from RefSeq and is a predicted model, not a curated record. The coding region runs from base 48 to 1226 and encodes 392 amino acids. The transcript has 2 exons. Gene Ontology annotation, cellular component: membrane. NCBI's taxonomy places the organism in Eukaryota, Fungi, Ascomycota, Sordariomycetes, Glomerellales, Glomerellaceae.
CCUCUAAAAGGCUCAUCUCACGCCUCCAUGUUUCGCACACAAUUGUGAUGCAUGCUAUCCGCGCAUCCUCGAUUGGGCAGUCCCUGUGUCGUUCUCGCCGUCUGCAAGCGCUUCCCGCUGCAGCAACAUGGCGAGCCACGUCUCCGCGACCGCUGCCGCACCUCGGCCUCCUCCUCAAGAGGCAGUUCCAAGCCGAGGCGCUGUAUCUGCCGCCGCUGUUCUUCGCAGGCCUUCUGGUCGCUCUGUGGACGCAGAAAUGCAUCGCAAUGGUCCUCUUCCAGAACAAGAUCAUCUACAUGCCUGGCCUGCCACCCAACGCGCGCAGAGAGCGCAUCCAAGACUACGCGAAGCAGUGCUGGGGCGUGCAGUGGGAGGAGAAAAGGACCCAGGCCGCCGACGGGACGAAUCUAGCCCUCUGCGUGGCCUCGGCGACAUCGACUGGUGGCAAGAAGACCACGUCGCGCGACAACGCCGACGAUGACACUCUAUCGAUGCCGGCCGUCUACGUCCUCUACUUCCAGGGAAACGCCUCGUCCAUUCCCCCACGAUUGCCCGGCCUAUCAUGGGUCCUCCGGUCGCUGCAGCAGGGCAAGCAGCCUGCGCGAUACACAAUGGUGUGCCUGAGCUAUCGCGGCUACUGGACCUCGAGGGGCCGCCCCUCCGAGAAGGGUAUCAACCUGGACGCGCAGGCGGCUCUACAAUGGAUUGAGCGGGUGCACGGGGAGCACGACGCUCACAGGCACCAGCCACUGCCGGAGGUGAUCCUCUGGGGUCAGAGCAUCGGCGCUGGGGUGGCCACCAACCUCGCGGCCUGUGAGGCGUUCCCCCCCACGGUGCGGCUUCGGUCUCUGAUCCUCGAGACGCCCUUCACAUCCAUCAAGGACAUGCUGGCGGUGCUGUACCCCCAGAAAUGGGUGCCGUACCGUCAUCUCUGGCCGUUUCUCCGGAACCACCUGGACAGCUGGACGAACCUAGAGGCGAUUGCUAGGAAUCGGUCUGGGCCGGGUGCGCAUGGAAAGCCUCAUGUUACGAUUAUCGAAGCCGGCAGGGACGAGCUAGUGCCGGCCCAACACGGCGCGAAGCUGGUCCAGCGUUGCGAGGAGGUCGGAUUGACGGUCGAGAAGUUGACGGUGCGCGGUGCGUUCCAUAACGAUGCCGUCAUCAAGCUAGAGGGGCGCAGAGCUGUUGCCAACGCUAUCGCGCAAGUCGCAGCUAAAAUGCAAUAGCAGAGAUGACAUCAAGUGAAGUCUCUAGCAAUUCAUCUACGAGACUAGACUAGUCCAACAUCAUGGACGUGGGCGUGCGCAACCAAAAGAGGGCAGCCGUAAUUGGCGAAUUGAAAAGAAGCGUGAGGGUCUGCCGAGAGCUGCCUCGGCGUUCAAGUUCGCGGCCAACUAACUCCAGGACCCUUGGGGCCUCGGAACGGUUCCCCGGCAUAUUGGUGCAAGCUUUGCAGCAAUAAGUGUUUGCUAGGGGCUGGUGAAAUUCCGUGACUCUUGGUUGGAACUAAACCUGGCUGGCGGUGGCAUCCAUUGCGGAUCAACCCUUUAUGUAUACAUCAUUGGGAUGCUUAAAAGUCAGGCUUGCAGGAUCAAGCAUAGCUACUCCUUGAUGAUACACGAAUUAGCAUCGUCUUCAUCAAUGAGAUCAAACAUGCAAACAGCUGGACUCGCAAC